CGGCUCAAGCUACGACGGCAGCAAGGGUGACAGGGGUGCGACAGCCUAGUUGAGUAUUGACUAGAAAGACACUUGACACCGCGAUCAAGGUCCCUCAGGGCCAGUGUUCGGUCUGGUGCUCGCAACACCAUUGCUUAUACGAGUCUGAGCGCCAUCGACGUAGUGUCAACUACAAAAUGUCGCUGCGAAAGAACGCGAACUCGGCGCAUGCCGAGAUUUCGCUGUCCCAUCUCAAGAACUGUCUCGUCAACCUGCCCUCGAGCCUAGUCAACCUCCUUACCGGCAUCAACACUCCCGCUCAAAAUGUCAUCGUCGAACUCAGCUAUCGCGCAAACGACGGCGCCCAGAAGUCGGUCUAUGUCGGCUGGACCGGCAUGCCAAGCAAGCGCCGCCUUGCCCCGGCCGUCAGCCGCGACGGCAGCGGUAUCCUACAAGGCAGCGGCUCUCGCACCGGCGGGCGCGACCAGGAGGCCGCUCUUGUCGAGAUGGACCCAACGCUGGCGUCGACGCUAGGGUUGCGCGAGGGCCAGCGCGUCGCUGCCUCUGUCCACCUCGACCCCCCGCUCGCCCAUACCGUCCACAUCGAGCCGCUGACCCCCGAAGACUGGGAGAUGAUCGAGCUGCACGCGACCUUCCUCGAGCUCAACAUGAUCUCCCAGGUCCGCGCCCUGCCCAACCCGGCCUACGCCCCGCCCGGCGGCGUCGCUGGCUCUGCCGCCCACUCGUUCGCCCUUCAUCUCUCGCCCACCUCGUCCGCUAGUGUGAGGGUCUCCUCGUUGGUGCCCGCCCUCGGCGCCGAUAUGCCGUUCGCCAAAAUCGCACCCAACGCCGAGGUCAUUGUGGCGCCCAAGGAACGAGCAAAACCGCCGCGGUCCAGUGGCAAAGGUGGAAGGAGCGUGGACGGCUCGCGAAAAAGCUCGGGCAGCAGUUCCCGGCGCAAGAAACAGCCCGAGGAGCGCGGGCCAACGCUGUUUCUCAGGGCCAUCGACCGUCGCUACUGCGACGAGUGGUUUGAUUACGAGGAUGAGGACGAGACACAACAAGGCGCACAGUGGGGACCUGCCGUGUGGGUGGAUCGCGAUCUGCUCUUCACACGGGGCUUCAGGGGUGUCAAGCAUGUGUGCGUGACCGUGAUGCGACCGGCGGCACCUCAACCACAGGACGCGCAGGCAGAGGGCGGGAGCAAGCACGAGCCCGCCAGGGUCAUCGCGAGGCUCUGUGGAUGGGACGACCCUCCCAACGGCUCUAGUGUCACGCUGUCUUCUCCCCUCUGUGCAUCAUUAGGCUGCCAGGGUAUUGUGGGAGGUGUGGUCAAGCUCGAACCUGCUCCUUCCCCCCUGGCGCUAUCCUCGAAGUCAGGGAGGGCUGGGGACGAGAAUGCGGGCGAGGAUGAAUCUCCGAACACGGUCAGACGGAUCAAGGUCUUCCCAUUUUUGAGCCCUGGCGUCUCACCAACCGCCUCCGGGCUCAAGUUUGGAGGAGAAUCACGCGCGGAGAAAGAAGAGGCUGCCAAAAGGCUUAGGCUGGUCUAUGACCGCAAGGACGGCAAUGGGCUGCUGUCUGGUCCUCUAACCGAUGGCCAGAUUCUCGGUGUCUACGACGGGAUCGAGCAGUCACAAGGAUGGGAGGGCGGUAUCAUCAGGUUUGACCCCCCGCCUAAGCCCGGCCAGGCAGGUAAGGAGCCUGCUGCCUGGGUAUUAAGCUCCCAGAAGCAGAUUCCUUUGGAUAUUCAGCCUCCAGUGCCUCGGCCCAAGGACGCAUAUCUUGAGGACGGUGAAGAUGAAGCCUCAUCGGACAGCGUCCUCGUUGGGAUUGACUCUCUAUUGUCCCAACUCAAAUCACACUUGAGUCACAUGUCCUCCGUUCUCCUUACCGGUGGUCUAGGCUCGGGCAAGACUACAGUCGGGCGGGACAUGGCCUCAGUGCUGAAGCGAGAGUCCUUCUUUCACACAACCUACUUCCCCUGCCGCACGCUCGUCAACGAUGAGAGCAGGAUAUCGACCAUCCGCGAGACACUGAACCGCAUCUUCAUGAGAGCCAGCUGGGGCGCGAGGUUAGGUGGCCAGGCUAUCGUCAUCCUGGACGACCUGGACAAGUUGUGCCCCGCAGAGACGGAGCUUCAAGUUGGCAACGAGAACGGCCGCAGUCGGCAAAUCAGUGAAGCGCUGUGCGCCAUUGUGCGGCAAUACUGUGCCAAGGAUGGCGGCGUGGUUCUCCUGGCAACUGCGCAGGACAAGGAGUCGGUCCACAACGUCAUCGUCGGAGGCCAUGUCGUUCGAGAGAUUGUGGAGCUCAAGUCGCCAGGCAAGGAGGCGAGGAAGAAAAUGAUGGAAGCCAUCACGCGCCAGGGCCCUCUUGCCCCUGAAAGAGACGAACAUCUGGAUGAUGGCAGUGAACAACAGCUGGGGAGCCGCCCCACGACGGCUGAUGGGAGUACAUCGGCUGAUGAUGGCGCCUGGAUGGAUGGACCCAGCCGGCCGACUCGCCAGACUUUUUCGUCGCCAGCCGUGCAGGGAUACAGCCUCCAGCCCGAUCUAGACUUCCUCGAUAUCGCCGGAAGGACCGACGGUUACAUGCCAGGAGACCUCGUGCUCCUGGUCGCACGGGCACGCAACGCGGCGCUGGCGAGGUCUAUCGCCGAGUCCCCUGACGACGACCAACUGGGACUCUUUGGGGGCGUGCCGCUCGGCAUGGAGGAUUUCGAGGAGGCGCUCAAGGGCUUCACGCCAGCCUCGUUGCACAACGUCAGCUUGCAGAGCUCGUCAACAAAGUUUGACUCGAUCGGCGGCCUGGUCGAGACACGGCGCGUGCUGCUCGAGACGCUUCAGUACCCAACCCGAUACGCACCCAUCUUCGCCCAGUGCCCGCUGCGGCUGCGGUCAGGCCUGCUGCUCUACGGCUACCCAGGCUGCGGCAAGACGCUGCUGGCGAGCGCGGUGGCGGGCGAGUGUGGGCUCAACUUCAUCAGCGUCAAGGGCCCCGAGAUCCUGAACAAGUACAUCGGUGCGUCCGAGAAGUCGGUGCGCGACCUGUUCGAGCGGGCACAGGCGGCGCGGCCGUGCGUCUUGUUCUUUGACGAGUUCGACUCGAUCGCGCCCAAGCGUGGGCACGACUCGACCGGCGUCACGGACCGCGUCGUCAACCAGCUGCUCACACAGAUGGACGGCGCCGAGGGGUUGUCUGGCGUCUACGUCCUCGCGGCCACGUCGCGCCCAGACCUUAUCGACCCGGCGCUGCUCCGGCCCGGCCGCCUGGACAAGUCCCUGAUCUGCGACUUCCCGGGGCCCGAGGACCGACUCGACAUCCUGCGGGCCCUGGCCAAGAAGCUCAAGGUCGCCGACGACGUGCUGGGGUCCGACGAGGGCAUGGCGGAGCUCGCGCGCCGCACCGAGGGCUUCACGGGUGCAGACCUGCAGGCGCUCAUGGCCAACUCGCAGCUCGAAGCCAUCCACGACGUGCUGGGCGACCACACGGACGCUGCUGCCGCGCCGUCCUCGAGUAGCGGUAGGCGCAAGCACAAAGGCGGCGGCGGCGGUGACAAGAACUCGGGGUCCGCCGGGUCUGGCAGCAGCAGGAACUAUGUGCAGUUCCUCUACGGCACGCAGGACGCGGCCGACGGCGACGGGCAGCCCAAGGGCACCAUGCUGUCGGCCGAGCUGGCGGAGCGCGCGGCCAUCGCGGCCAAGCUCGACGGCAUCCGCCUCGCGCGCAAGAUGGCCAAGGCAUCGCGGGCGGCUGGCGGUCGCGGCGGGGCUUCCCGGGCCAACGGCAUUGAGGAGAAGCAGAGCGGCGGCGGCGGCAGCAACGAGGUGGUCAUCAACUGGAAGCACCUGAGCAAGGCGCUCGAGGAGACGCGGCCCAGCAUCAGCUCGCAGGAGCGGGCGCGGUUGGAGCGCAUCUACCACGAGUUCGUCGUCGGCCGCAGCGGCCAGAUGAAGGACGGGCAGGGGAGCAUGGAGGUUGGCGGGCGGAGCAGCUUGAUGUGAGCGAGGGUGAUGGCAUCUUGAAUUUGAGGGAUGGAGGGAGGGGACGUUACGACGUUGAUGGGGAUGUAUACAACAUGGCAAAAAUGCAGCUUAAUGUCUCGGCACAAUGCUUGAAUGGUGAUUCUAGUUGAUUAAAACCCACAUCGUAUGGACAUAUCCUUGAAGUCGUGGUUCCUCGUUCCUUGGCCUCUUUACUUCCCUUCCCCUCUUCCUUUCUUUAUUACUCAUUAUACUUCUUAGCAACCGAGAUAGCUUUGAGUGCCUACAGCCAUUCUGAACUUGGUAUGAAUAGUCAUCUUCAGAAGGGCGAUGAUAUCAUCAAGCAAACAUUGACACGUCG
Molecule: messenger RNA, 4326 nt
Organism: Gaeumannomyces tritici R3-111a-1
Lineage: Eukaryota; Fungi; Ascomycota; Sordariomycetes; Magnaporthales; Magnaporthaceae
Product: peroxisome biosynthesis protein
Exons: 2
Coding region: 177-3986 (1269 amino acids)
Biological process (GO): protein import into peroxisome matrix
Cellular component (GO): peroxisome; cytosol; peroxisomal membrane
Molecular function (GO): ATP hydrolysis activity; ATP binding
Source: RefSeq, a predicted model, not a curated record